GGAUGGAUUGUGGGAGUCGGAAGUGACUGUGUCGUCUGUCGAUUCAAAACACACGCGGGACGUUUAUUUUGACGGACAAUGUGACAGGUGAAUGACAUUUGAUGGGCCUGUAGCUGCAAUGGAGUCAACUAAGUCUCUAAAAUCAUUCAAGAAACCAUUUGCAGUUCCAGGAAAAGAAAAGGAUAAGAAGGAUAACACUGGUGGAAAUACUGGGGCAGAACAGGUUGAACUUGAAAGCAGUGAACUUGAAAAACAAUAUAUAACCGAGAACAAGAUAUCAUACCCAGCCGAAAAGAAAGGAAAGAAAGUCAAGAGUGGUGGAUUCACAGCACCAGUUAUAAAAACAGUGGGACGUGAGAUUAUCUGUGAGGAAAGUGGCAAUCAAACAACGCUUCCAGGAAACCCAGAAAGGAAGAAGACAAAGAAGAAAUUCAAUGUUGACAAAUCAGAACAUGAGGAUUCUGUUUCUACCUCGUCGUUAUGUUUGUCCAAGCAGGAUAAUGUUUCAGUUCAUACCAGUCCCAAAAAUGGAAGGGAAAAGGAAAGUUGUAGGGUGAUCAAGCCAGUCAGAAGUCUCACUGAUGACGAGUAUGACAAGAUAUUUGAAUGUGCUCUGAACAGAGAACUGAAGUCAUCUGCUGAUGUAACAAUACAGUUCAUAACAUCAAUGAUAAAAAUAUCUGGCAGCGAGAAUGAAGGUGACACUGCAGAGGAGAAUUUGCCAGUAAACGAAGACAAUGAUCAAGACUUACAAGAUGAUUCUGAAAGCCCAGGGCUGAUUCAGAUUGAGAAUGAAAUAACUCCAGCAGUAAGUGAAAAUGAAGCACCCAAUGUCACAAAACCAGCCUUUGCUCCUGUUAAGAAAAAGAAAAUGAAACCCAACACAGGAAAAAAAGGGUUAACUCCAAAGCAUUUGGACCUAGGCCAAAUAGGAUCAAAAAAGCACCAGGCCAAUAACAAACAUUUAAAGUCUAGCAUAAAGAGGAAAAAGAAAGUGUCCAAGCAAACUGAAAUGUUAAACCGUGACAUUGAAGAAUUAGGAACUUGGGUCCAGUGUGUUAAUCCAGAUUGCCUCAAAUGGAGACAUAUAAAAGAUGUCUCAGAUCCCUCAGUUCUCCCAGAACAGUGGACCUGCAGCAUGAACAGUGAGGAGCUAUAUGAUAGCUGUGAUAAACCAGAAGAAGACUUUGAUGACAGCAUUCAUUUGGAGACAUUCAUUUACACUCAUUUUGUGGAAGGGUCUGUGGUGUGGGCAAAGAUGAUAGGUUAUCCAUGGUGGCCUGCUAUGGUUGAGAUAGAUCCAGACAUAGGAGAGUACUUUGUUUCUGAACCAUCUAACCCAAUGUUACCUACACAUUACCAUGUGGUGUUCUUUGAUAACAAAGUUUCCAGAACAUGGGUCAGGACCAAUAAUGUGAAGAGUUUCACUCAAGGCAAUGAACCAUUCCAGUCAGUAAAGGGUGUUUUAAAGAGUCAGUGUUACAAAAAGGAAAUCGAUGCUGCUAGAAAGAAUGCUGAAGAGGCAUUGGCAUUAUCUUUGAAGGAGCGGCUGAAGAAAUUUAGCUUUUCAGCUAGAUUCAGAGGUACGUGGGGACAUGUUAGUGAUGACGAAAGCCCUAAUGAGGAGAACUUAUCUCCAGGAUAUGCAAAUCAACCUUUGGCUAGAACUCAGCGAAAGUGUCCAAAAGCUAAAGGUUUGGAUACUACUGUCAGCGGAGGGAUUUUGCUGGAACUAGAUCUGCAUGGAACAGUUGUUGAUGAAAUCCUUGACAAUGCUGAGUCAAUUCUCAGUAAUGCUGAUAAUCUUUGCUCUAUGGAGAACACCUUUGUUGAGCCUGAAGAUGAUCCUGACUUUGAACCACAGCUGAAUAAAGAAUGUAAGAAGAGGAAAAGCUCUGAAACGAUGAAGGUGAGGGGAAAGAUAUUGAAGAAGAAGACUAGAAAAAAGAAUCCUGAUUAUAAAGAUGUGAAAUGUUCUGGUGACCAUGUUGUUGAAAGCCGAGAAGUCGGGGUUCCAAUUCUGUUAAAAGGAGCAGGGGAUGCCCCCAAGAGCUGCCCCAAGUCAGUGGAGGGCAUCUGUAUCAAGAAAAGGAAACAAAAACCAGAUGAUGAAGGCAUUGCUGAGAACAUCAAGUCUGAGUGUAAACCAGGAAAAGAAUCUAAUUGUGUUCUGAAAACAAAAAAGAAGAAAUUCAAAGUUUCUGUGGCUCCAGUUCACGAAAAAUCUGUACUGAUAAAAGAAGAAAAAGGACAUGAAAAUAACAGCAAAGAAGAUAUCUUUGAACAUGAUGUAGCUGUUCCACAGAAUGACAGUCAGCUGGAAGAGUCACAGAGCCUCUUACAUGUCAAAAAGCAAGCAAACAAAAUGGUAAAAACAGAUGAACAGAUCAGCCUUAAUGUGCAGAACAUUCCUUAUGGUCCUGUGAAGAAGAAAAAGAAAAAGCACCUUGCACCAUCAAAGACAAGAAUAUACAGCAAUGCAAAUUCAAAUGUUGAUUCCAUAGUCGUUGAUGGGAAACAAGAUGCAGCUGGUAUUGUGACACAUCCUGUACAUCCGGAUGGAAAUCCUCAUGUCGAAACUGGUGGGGAGCUUGAUCUUUCUGAAGAUACUCAGUUAGUCAGGUUGAAUAGCAGUCAUAUUCAGUUCAGCACAGAAAAAAAAGAAAACCACAAACUAUUGACCUCCUCUCAAGUUGAGAAUUCUGACCUGUUCGAUGUUGAUGAUGUAUUUGACCUCCCCUUCCCUUGUGAAGAUCAGCCUUCCUCAAAAGCACAAGAAACUUCGGAUCCAUUUGAGGCGUGUGAAGAGUAAUCUCAGGAAUAUCCCCAGUUCAGCAGAGCCCCCUGUUUUGGGGUUUAUCUUGUAACACAAUGUACCUCCCAUUUUAGAUUUUACAAAUAAAUGAAUGUGUAUAUUCCUGCUUGUUUUACACAGAGCAGAAUAUAAUGAAAUGGAAAACCAUGGCAAUUAUUGUUUCGGACAAACAUUCAUUUAUUUAUCGUUGUGUUUUUGUUUGCUGAGUAGUGGAGACUUACUUAACUAUUAUUUAUUGAUAUUUAUUGAUUAGUCCACCAGUUAUGUUGGCCUUCUGGCAUGUUAAGCACAUGUAUAUAAAGUUAAAUAUUCUGUUAAUGGUUGUCUGUUGUUUUUUUGUUGUUUUUUUUUUCAUGUUUAAUAUAGUUAUUACAUGCCUUCUUUCUUACAUAUACAUAAGAAUAUUCCAGAAUUCUGGUAAAUGGCCUAAAACUUUACCCAGGAUUAUGUUGCUUAUUUUACCAUGAUCCUGAGACCCCUAUUUAUCUGAAAAAGUGUAUCAGUUUGUUAGGAAUUUAGGACCAUGAUAUCUUACUGAGAAAAUGUCAUUUUAAGCUCCAAAAUUAAAGGUUUAUAAACAUUUAUUUGCCUGUGAAAUUUACUAUACAUGACGGUGGUCAGGUUAUUGAAUGAAGGAAACUGAACAGAUCUUGGUGGAA
Molecule: messenger RNA, 3474 nt
Organism: Liolophura sinensis
Lineage: Eukaryota; Metazoa; Mollusca; Polyplacophora; Chitonida; Chitonidae
Exons: 21
Coding region: 92-2812 (906 amino acids)
Cellular component (GO): nucleus
Molecular function (GO): zinc ion binding
Source: RefSeq, a predicted model, not a curated record